Botrytis fragariae is the source of this 1902-nucleotide messenger RNA. Its product is annotated as putative carboxylesterase type b protein. Bases 1 to 1902 code for a protein of 633 amino acids. Lineage: Eukaryota; Fungi; Ascomycota; Leotiomycetes; Helotiales; Sclerotiniaceae. The record is from RefSeq and is a predicted model, not a curated record. The transcript has 4 exons.
AUGCUGCUUUCUCAUUUCCUUCUGCUAUUUUCGGCAACAAUAAUAUCAUGUUCGCCAGUGGAAAUCAAUAAAUCGCAGUUCAGUGAACGUCAAAGUAGCAAUGCCUCAUCUCCAAUAGUUGACCUCGGAUACAAUGUAUAUCAGGGAUAUUACAAUGCCACAUCACAACUCAACAUCUUCAAAGGAAUUCGAUAUGCAGCACCUCCAACAGGAGCACUGCGUUGGCAAAAACCACAAUCUCCAGCAGUUAACAGAACCUCGACCAUAAAGGCAACUGCCUACCCUCCUCACUGUCCCCAAAGUCCCAACGCCCCUAUGGUCGCAAAUUACAAUUUUACGAAAUCAGGUCUUGGAAAUGAAGAUUGUCUAUUCCUAAGCGUGUGGGCCUCACCAAAUGCGACAAAUCUUCCAGUAAUGGUUUGGAUUCAUGGCGGAGGCUACGGCACCGGUUCUGGUAACAAUGAUUUCUCGGAAUUGGCCAACACCAACUCAAACGCCUUUAUUCUAGUAGCGAUUCAGUACCGCCUUGGAGCCUUUGGAUUUCUUUCUUCAUCAGAACUUGUCAGCUCAGGCGGUAUCCCAAACGCCGCUCUUUAUGAUAUGAAUUUCUCACUUCAAUGGGUUCAAUCUCACAUUUCCAAAUUCGGAGGAGAUCCUUCUCGCGUUACCAUUGCUGGUGAAUCGGCAGGGGGCGGCGCAGUAAUGUUACAAAGUAUGGCAUUUGGUGGAAGUUUAGCAACGAGUUUGUUCAAUAAUGGGAUUGUGGCAAGUCCGUACUUACCAAUGCAGUAUGAUUAUGACGGAUUGUUACCAGAAGAGAGUUAUAAAAAGUUCGUGGAGGCUGUGGGCUGUGGAACAGGUAAUGGGAGUGCUUUUGAAUGUCUAGUCGAUGCGGAUACUAUUGCAUUGCAGAAUGCUAGUGCAUAUAUCUCUGCAAGCGUUAAUUACGGACAAUGGGCUUUCUUACCAGUAACAGAUGGCGAAUUCUUAGUCAAGAGGCCAUCAGAGCAGUUGUUAGCGGGCGAGGUUAAUGGUGUGAGAAUGUUAUCUGGCGUGGGUACCCAUUUUAACCAAAUCUCCAAAAUAAGACGCGCAGCUGACUUUCUCCAGAACAAUGCUAACGAAGGCCCUGUAUUCGUUCCGCAACACAUCAACACGACCGCCGCUUUCAAUACUUAUACGCGAUCCCUCUUUCCUCUAAUAUCUAACUCAACUUACGAUCGCCUCCUCAAAACCUACUCCAUCCCACCAACGAUCCCAGGCCCUCUUUUCGCAUCAGCAGGUGAUCAUGGUCCCACGGCUCUCAACCAAUCCGUCUACGCCAUCGGUCAACAGCAACGAGCCAACAACCUGUAUGCUGAAACUACCUUUGUCUGUCCCUCUUACUGGUUAGCCUCCGCAUAUUCCCAAGCAUGGAAAUACGAGUUCAGUGUCCCGCCAUCGCAGCACGGAGGAGACUUAAAUGCAUAUUAUGCCGUAAACCGUGAAUACGUUGGCUUUGGGACACUAUCUCCUGGUUUCCGUACCGCGGUAGAGAAAAUUUGGGGGAGAUUUAUCAUUUAUAACGAUCCAACACUACCUAGCGAUGUCGUUACAUCUAUCACCACUCUUGGGAAUGGAACUCAGACGGGAGAUAAUAUUUCUGCAUCAGGAGCUGGUGUAUGGCCGCUAUGGAAAACUGAUGGGUAUGGCGCAUAUCAGAUGUUAAAACUGAAUAUGACUGGAGGGCAACCAAAAGAGGUUGCAUGGACAACGGCAGAUGGACUGAGUUUGAAUGUAACAGAAAAUACGGGGUCGGGAUUGGAAGCUGAUUUAGCAAUCGUGGAUGCUUACGAUUGGGAAGGGGGGAGGGGAGCAAGAUGUGAUUUUUGGGCGGAUAUCGGAAGUGAGGUGCCAGAAUAG